Molecule: messenger RNA, 3255 nt
Organism: Diaporthe batatas
Lineage: Eukaryota; Fungi; Ascomycota; Sordariomycetes; Diaporthales; Diaporthaceae
Product: karyopherin alpha
Exons: 4
Coding region: 423-2351 (642 amino acids)
Biological process (GO): NLS-bearing protein import into nucleus
Cellular component (GO): nucleoplasm; nucleus
Molecular function (GO): nuclear import signal receptor activity; protein binding
Source: RefSeq, a predicted model, not a curated record
UCCCCCUCCACAGCCCCCCAGCCUGCAGCCCUCCUGCCGGCCUGACCACCCAGACCAAGCAAGCGGGAGCCCAAAGCCCCAAACCCAUACCUUCUUUGCCGUUGCCACCCAUUCCAUCUCCAAAAUUCUUGCACCGCGACAACACCAAAACAUCUUUCUUACCCCGUUGUUGUCAUCCACCUGACCACAUCAAUAGAGUUUUGGUCUCGUCUUCCCACCAAGUUGACCACCGACCGCGUUGACACACACACGUAACCCGACCAACCAGCUACCCGCUACCCGUCUUGCUUGUCUCCCCCGCCAGCAAAGGUCAACACACACACGUCACGUCACAGCAUAGCGCAACACCGCAACCAUGGCUGAGCGCUACAUCCCCGAGCACAGACGGACUCAGUUCAAGGCAAAGAACACCUUUAAGCCAGAUGAGCUUCGCCGUCGCCGUGAGGAGCAGCAGGUGGAGAUUCGAAAGGCAAAGCGUGAGGAGAACUUGGCAAAGCGACGAGGCAUCGGCACAGGCGAGAACCGCCCUGGUGCCUCCCUGGGUGCCGCCCCCGACAGCGAGGAUGAGAACCCUCCCACAGAGUCCCAGGUAUGUCUGCAACCACUUCCUCGCAUUCUGCCUUUUUCCUCUUCCCCAGUCUUCUUUCGACGCCAUGCAUCUUCCCACACCAAAACUCAAGGCCCUUGCUGCUGCUACUGUUGCUGUUGUGUUCCCCGCGUUUUUCAGCAUCGCCAUCUGGCGCCUCAAGCCCCUCACCUCACCUGAACUUGUCUUUGCUGCAAAGGGCUGGCACACAUUAGCAGCCAGCCAGCACUUCCCACAACAAAAUCGCUCAUCACCAAGCAUGCCCCUCUCCAGCCCCUCCUGGCCCACUGAACCGAAAGAUAAUUCAAAACCGUUUCCCACCCAUCCUUUGAGCGAGGACCUUCCUCAAAUGGUGCAGGGAGUCUUUUCCGACCAGAUAGAUCUGCAGAUUCAGGCUACCACUCGAUUCCGGAAGCUGUUGUCCAAGGAGCGCAACCCCCCAAUCGAGGAGGUUAUCAAGACUGGUGUCGUCAGCCGUUUCGUCGAGUUCCUCCGAUCGCCCCACACCCUGGUGCAGUUCGAGGCUGCCUGGGCCCUUACCAACAUCGCCUCUGGCAGCGCUGCCCAGACCCAGGUCGUUAUCGAGGCCGGCGCCGUCCCCAUCUUUGUCGAGCUCCUUGCCAGCCCAGAGCCCGACGUCCGCGAGCAGGCUGUUUGGGCCCUUGGAAAUAUUGCUGGUGACAGCCCACAAUGCCGUGACUACGUCCUGAGCUGUGGCGCCCUCAAGCCCCUGCUGGCUCUGCUUGGUGACAGCCGGAAGCUCAGCAUGCUGCGCAAUGCCACUUGGACCCUCAGCAACUUCUGCCGCGGCAAGACUCCCCAGCCAGACUGGAACACAAUCGCCCCUGCGCUUCCCGUGCUGUCCAAGCUUGUCUAUUCCCUGGACGAUGAGGUCCUGAUCGACGCGUGCUGGGCCAUCUCCUACCUGUCCGAUGGGUCCAACGAUAAGAUCCAGGCCGUUAUUGAAGCCGGUAUCCCCCGCCGUCUGGUCGAGCUCCUCAUGCACGCCUCCACCUCUGUGCAGACUCCCGCCCUGCGCUCUGUCGGAAACAUCGUCACUGGUGACGACGUCCAGACCCAGGUCAUCAUCAACUGCGGAGCCCUGCCCUGCCUGCUGUCUCUACUGAGCUCCAACAAGGAUGGCAUCCGCAAGGAGGCUUGCUGGACCAUCUCCAACAUCACCGCCGGCAACUCCACCCAGAUCCAGGCCGUCGUCGAUGCCAACAUCAUCCCGCCCCUGAUUCACCUUCUCUCCAACGGUGACCUCAAGACGCGCAAGGAAGCUUGCUGGGCCAUCAGCAACGCCACUAGUGGAGGUCUCCAGAAGCCCGACCAGAUCCGCUACCUUGUCGCCCAGGGCUGCAUCAAGCCCCUGUGCGACCUCCUCGGCUGCCCGGACAACAAGAUCAUCCAGGUUGCUCUUGACGGCCUCGAGAACAUCCUCAAGGUCGGUGAUCUGGACAAGCAGGCUGCCGGCGAUGCACCAGACGCCAUCAACCGCUACGCCCUGUUCAUUGAGGAGUGCGGUGGCAUGGAGAAGAUCCACGAGUGUCAGACCAACGCCAACGAGGAGAUCUACAUGAAGGCUUACAACAUCAUUGAGAAGUACUUCUCUGAUGAGGACGAGAAUGCCGAUGACGGUAUGGCGCAGGCCCAGGGCCCCAACGGCACCUUCGGCUUUGGGGCCGGUGCCAAUGGUGGCCAGGGCGGUGCUGCACCUUUCAACUUCUCCAACACCAACGAGAACGAGUCCAUGGAGAUGUAGGGAUCGCAUUCCUAAGCCUUGGUGGACUUGAUGUACUAGCCAGUUACUGGCCGUCGGCGGACAGACGGAAUGUCACUCAAUUGACGACACAGCACAGGGCCAGGUUGAGAACUGCCCACCCUAUAUUCACAUCACACAGCAGCGUUGAUUGCUUGUUUCCCCCAAUCACCCAGGAGAAAGACAUUUCGCAGACCCCGGCACAGGAAGAGAGAUAAAGGGAAGAACAGGAGCUUUAGGGGAGAGUGGGUCAAGAAAGGAGGAAGACAGAGGUCCUAUGGUAGCUUGAAAGCCCCAGCCUCAUAUGUUUGAUCAGGGAGAAGCCACCCAGAAAGGAAGCCUAGGGUCAAGAACCGCAACAUAGGCAUGCGUGGGUGUCAAGGGUCGACAAUGGUAGCUUUAAAGCUCCAACCCUUUGGACAAGGUGAGGGUGUUGAGCCCAGCAAGCACAUUUUCCAUGAUGGCUGGGUAGCAACAGGGAACUGGGCCGAGAGGAUUGUUAUUCCACGGGCACAAAACCAAGAGCAAGUCCGCAGGGAUUAAUCAUUAGUCCAACAGACGGGCUGCCAUUGCUAGUGCAUGACAGCCUGGUGGAGUCUAAACAAAGCAUCGUGUGUCCCGACCAAGUGGUUGGUGAUACAAAUGUCAAUUAUAGCCGCACGAAGCCUUUUUAAGGCAUCGCAUAGAAGAGGUAGCUCAACAGUUACUCAAAAUGCGACCAAACUCACCCCCUGCGCUGAACUUGAUGGCUAAUGUUCUGCAGACUAGGCCAGCUUAACUUGAGGUAACUACUGAAGUACUUAGUCUUGUGUUACAAGCGGAACAUGAAGUAGUUCCCAACAAUCCAUGAAUACUAGAGCAAAAGAAAUGGACGAAACAGGCAACUUUCACUCUAUCUUGCCCCUUG